GAGGAGCUGGUCAGACACGCGGGUUCUGCGCGCCUCUUCUAAUGUGGACCCGGCUUUAUGGGCAUCCGAGCGCGUGCCUUAAGCUCCGUGUGUGCAUGCGCCUUACCUGGGAUCUUAGCUCUGGGGGGGCAGAUCCCCAAGGAACACGCCUUGCCAGAAAAAGGUAGAGACGCGCUCAGACGUGCGCUCUUGGAGGGAUCACUGAGCUGAAGGCGCACUCAUGCUCGCGCACAUAGUCCCGCACCACCCGAACGCGUGGAGAGUCAGUUUCCACAAACCCAGGCGCUCCUUUCUAUCCGCGCGAUAACACCUGAGAACACCUGGAGGUUCUACAGGACACUAGGGUGGGGGGGAGCUGAGCGGAGGCACCAUGAGCCGGGGGAGCCGGCGCUGGAUGCUCCGCUUCUUCCUGUGCCUCGGAAUCAUCUAUCUGAAAAUUGGGGGGCUUUGGUCGGUGGUCGCAUUGGGAGCGAGCAUCAUCUGCAAUAAAAUCCCCGGACUGGCCCCCCGUCAGAGGACCAUCUGUCAGAGCCGGCCCGACGCCAUCAUCGUGAUGGGAGAGGGCGUUCAGAUGGGCAUCCGGGAGUGCCAAUUCCAGUUCAGGCACGGACGCUGGAACUGUUCGGCCCUGGGGGAGAGGACCGUGUUCGGGAGAGAGCUCAAAGUGGGCAGUAAGGAAGCUGCUUUCACCUACGCUGUCAUCGCUGCAGGGAUUGCACAUGCAGUCACCGCGGCCUGCACGCGCGGGGGCCUGAGCGGCUGCGACUGCGACCAGGACAAGCAGGGUCUCUACAACCAGGAGGAGGGAUGGAAGUGGGGGGGCUGCUCCGCAGACGUCCGCUACGGCUUGAGCUUCUCCAAGGUGUUCGUGGAUGCGCGGGAGAUCAAGCAGAACGCCAGGACUCUUAUGAAUUUGCACAACAAUGAGGUGGGACGGAAGGUGCUGGAGAAGGCCAUGCGCCUGGAGUGCAAGUGUCACGGUGUUUCUGGAUCAUGCACCACCAAGACAUGCUGGACCACACUCCCAAAGUUUCGCCAGCUGGGACACAUCCUGAAAGAAAAGUACCAGCAGGCCGUUCACGUGGAGCCAGUGCGGGCCAGACGCAACAAGCGACCCGCCUUUCUGAAGGUCAGGAAAUCCCACCUGUACCACAAGCCCAAAGACACAGAGCUGGUCUACAUCGAGAAGUCGCCCAAUUACUGCGAAGCCAAUUCUGUGAUGGACAGCACGGGAACGCAGGGGCGUCUGUGCAACAGAACGGCUCAGCAGCCCGACAGCUGCGCCUCCAUGUGCUGCGGCCGCGGGUACGACACCCACCAGUACUCUCGCGUGUGGCAGUGCAACUGCAAGUUCCUGUGGUGCUGCUCGGUCAGAUGCAACACCUGCAGCGCGAGGACGGAAGUGUACACCUGCAAGUAGAACCCAUUUCACAGAGGCUGUUAGAAUACCUGCUAUCGGUGCCGUAACAUGGACCUGGUAUGCCUCUCUGUGCUGUCUGCUGUCCGUGGAAACUGGAGCCUCCAUCUCUCUGAACGUCAUGGCUUUGUGAACAAACCUCAAGUCGACUGGAUGAAACUGUUUUCUCAGUGAAGAUUUCUUUGGUCAGUUGGAGGACAACAUUAUAGAAGCAUAAUUUUUUUGAGCAAAUGUUCUGUUUGGAUGAAGAGGAACACUUUUCAUCAACGCCUGUGAGUGAACAUCUAAAGAAAAGUGGAAGUGUUGAGUCGCUUUAUCCUUGGUCUUCAUCAAACCAACACUCAGCUUCUGCCCAGGUUUGACUGAUCACCUAUGCAGUUCCGUUUCCACAGGAAUCAAACCAUUGCUUGCUGCAUGCUUAGCCUCAGUCAUAUGCACUCGUACAAGGGGUUAACCCGCAUGGCUGCUGCGUGAAUUAGUGUUGUCUUGGCCCGUGGAGGGUUGUGGACAGGAGCAUCUUAAGGGGAGUGUCUUUCAGUUCCUUUGAGGCUCAUACGGCCACCUCAAAAGACAUCAUCAAAAUGGAACUUGCCCUUGUUGUGCGUGUGGGCGGUAAAUUUUUACCAUGACCUGUUACUAGCAGCAUGCCCCAAGAAAAAAAAUGCUUGAACAUUUUUGCACAGCGAGUGGUCUAGAUCUUAAACAUUAUGGGCUGGUCACCUGCGUGCCCUGUUUAGAUUUGCCAAUUUUUUUCACCUCUAUCCACCCGUAAGGGCAGUUGGGACAAAGGCCUUUGCUGAUGUCUGAGAAAAACUGAUAAAUCAUCAUGGAAGAUCCAUCGUAUCUUUGACCUUCAUGACUCUACCACCCACCCGAAAAACAUUCUUGUUGAUUUACAAUUUCUGGAUCUUUUCUUUAUCUUUCUAUCUUUCUUCAUGGCUACUUGGAUGAGUGGUGUAAACGUUACUAGACAGAAGAAACUUCAAGACAGCAUCACCUGGGUAAAUGAAAACCCUUACAAAUGAAUGCUGACAUGUUUUCUUUCACUUCCUUCUAUCUUUCCUCUAAAAUAAAAAAGGUUUCCUUGAUCUUUCAGUAAACAGUCGACCAAAAUAGAUGUCACCAGCCUCAGUUGCUGCUGUCUAUUCAAAGCAACCUCUUCAAGGAGCUUUGUUGUUGCAUCAACAGUUUCUUGAUCUUCCAGUCAGUUUUUCUGACUUAAUGCAGACUCAUUUUCUAGUUUAAACCAGAGCAGGUUUGUUUUCUUUAAAAGCAAACGAGGAGGUGAAAAUAACUGUCAUUUACCAGAAUAAUGUACUAAUUAUUGGUUUGUUUUCUAAAGCUACAAUCCUCCUCGCGUUUAAGACAUGACAAAAAGCAAAUAACUUGAGUAUGACUGCAUUUGUUUCUGCGAGUGUACACAAAAUGAGUGACAUUUCUGCAUUUUUUUUUCUAGUCUGGUACCACUAUUUCUUUGUUCUGAUCCAGAAUGGUUUUGUUUGAACUGAAGUGGCUUCUGCAAAGAAUAAUUUAUUACCUUAGACAACUGCUGAUCAUGUCUGUCUCAUUGAGUUUGAAAUGAUUAAAAGUUUGCCAUCGAAUCAUGGAGAUCUGUCGCAUCUAAACUCUGUUUUUCAAGUUCAAAGCUUACACUGGUGUGAUUUUUUUAUUAUUAAAAAUGACAGUCAGUCUAAUCCAAAUAGUCUGACUCUUCACAUGAAACAUUCAGGUUUCGUUAUGACAUUGUGGGUCAAAGGUCAUGAGGUCAGUUCCGACCCACCUUCCUUUUGGUUUGCAGGUGGGACUAGGUGUAUAGCAGACUAACAGGAGUCCACAAAGAUAUAAAGGCCAUAAACUGUCUGUUUAUGAAAAACAUUUGUAAAAGAGUACUUAUUUUUAUAUAAAUGUCUCCUAAUUUAUUUCCUUUUUCUGUGAAAGCUUCAUAAUAAAAGCCCUCUAACUUUGCUGUUACUGAGCUUAUAAAAACUGAAUGAAAAAUAAACGUAUUUUUCAGAAGCAAU
Messenger RNA from Oryzias latipes (Japanese medaka), 3438 nucleotides. RefSeq names its product wingless-type MMTV integration site family, member 7Aa (gene wnt7aa). The record is from RefSeq and is a predicted model, not a curated record. Gene Ontology annotation, biological process: multicellular organism development; positive regulation of JNK cascade; cell fate commitment. Gene Ontology annotation, molecular function: frizzled binding; cytokine activity. Lineage: Eukaryota; Metazoa; Chordata; Actinopteri; Beloniformes; Adrianichthyidae. Gene Ontology annotation, cellular component: extracellular region.